CAAUUAAUAGCACCCAAAGAAAAUAAACCACUUCCGUGUUCUUCUUCAUCUCCAUCAUCCAACCCCUCAACUACUUGUACUGUAUCUAUAUCUAUCAUUCUAUAUAUCUACUUCAUAUUUCUAUCUAUACAUUCAAAUUAAUAAAAACAAAAUGGUAACUGAAGCAGCAAACGGAAACACACUCACCGGACAACAACAAACCACUACCACCACCUCCGCCACUUACAAACUCGUCGGCUUCAAAAACUUCAUCCGUCAAAACCCUAAAUCCGACAAAUUCACCGUCAAAAAAUUCCACCACGUCGAAUUCUGGUGUUCCGACGCCACCAACACCGCCCGCCGCUUCUCUUGGGGUCUCGGCAUGCCGCUUCUUUACAAAUCCGAUCUCUCCACCGGUAACAACACUCACGCUUCUUACCUUAUUAACUCCGGCCAGCUCAACUUCCUCUUCACCGCACCUUAUUCCACCACCAUCUCCACCACCGGUUCCACAUCGUCUAUUCCUACUUUCUCUCACACUGCUUGCCGGAACUUCACCGCCACUCACGGCCUCGCUGUACGGUCUAUCGCCGUUGAAGUUGAAGACGCUGAAAUCGCUUAUUCUGUUAGUAUCGCUCACGGUGCUAAACCGUCGUCAGCUCCGGUCACUCUAGGAAAUAACGACGUCGUUUUGGCUGAAGUUAAACUGUACGGCGAUGUCGUUUUGAGAUAUGUUAGUUUUAAAAACACUAAUUAUGAUGUUACUACUAAUUUCCUACCGGGUUUUGAGCCUGUGGACGCAACGUCGUCGUUUCAUGAACUUAAUUACGGAAUUCAUAAGUUAGAUCACGCCGUAGGAAACGUGCCGGAGCUAGCUCCGGCAGUAGACUACGUGAAGUCCUUCACUGGAUUUCACGAAUUUGCUGAAUUUACGGCAGAGGAUGUAGGAACGAGUGAGAGCGGGCUUAAUUCGGUUGUAUUAGCGUGUAAUAGUGAAACGGUUUUGAUACCGAUGAACGAGCCAGUUUAUGGAACGAAAAGGAAGAGCCAGAUACAGACGUAUUUGGAACAUAAUGAGGGAGCUGGUGUGCAGCAUUUGGCGUUGGCGAGUGAGGAUAUUUUUAGGACUUUGAGAGAGAUGAGAAAACGGAGUAGUAUCGGUGGUUUUGAGUUUAUGCCGUCUCCACCGCCUACUUAUUAUAAGAAUUUGAAGAAUAGGGUCGGGGACGUGUUGAGUGACGAACAGAUUAAGGAAUGUGAGGAAUUGGGGAUUUUGGUUGAUAGAGAUGAUCAGGGAACUUUGCUUCAGAUUUUCACCAAGCCUGUUGGUGAUAGGCCAACUAUAUUCAUAGAGAUUAUUCAGAGAGUAGGGUGUAUGCUGAAAGAUGAUGAAGGCAAGGUGCAACAGAAGCCAGGCUGUGGAGGAUUUGGCAAGGGCAAUUUCUCAGAGCUCUUCAAAUCUAUUGAAGAAUACGAGAAGACGCUGGAAGCACGAAACACCACUGAACCAACUGCCACUGCAUGAAAACUGCCUAUGUAUAAUGUUUAUAUCUUCUUGACUCAAAGAACAUGAUUAUCACCAUAUGUAUUUGUGGAUUAUGUACAAUUGAAUGAAACAAUGCAAUACCAUAUGUGAUGUGAUUUAUAUAGAAUAACAAUAGAUGUCAUUCAUA
Erigeron canadensis is the source of this 1652-nucleotide messenger RNA. Its product is annotated as 4-hydroxyphenylpyruvate dioxygenase. NCBI's taxonomy places the organism in Eukaryota, Viridiplantae, Streptophyta, Magnoliopsida, Asterales, Asteraceae. The coding region runs from base 152 to 1504 and encodes 450 amino acids. Gene Ontology annotation, biological process: L-tyrosine catabolic process. Gene Ontology annotation, molecular function: 4-hydroxyphenylpyruvate dioxygenase activity. The transcript is spliced from 2 exons. The record is from RefSeq and is a predicted model, not a curated record.